AUGCGAUUCCAUACCGUUCUUCCCUGCGUGGCCCUUGCAACCGCACCGCUGGCAGUGUCGGCAGCAGGCACCUUAGGCUUCGCCGUGGGCAACACCAACCCUGACGGAACAUGCAAGACGCAAAGCGACUUCGAAGCCGACUUCAAGGCGAUCCAAGGGAACAGCCAAGCUCAAAUCGUGCGCACAUAUUCCUCUUCCGACCAAUACGGGAAUCCAUGCAAUACGCCGUCUGAGAUCCUCCCGGCUGCGAAAUCGGCGGGAAUCCAGGUCCUGCUCGGCAUGUGGCCCGACGGCGGCGCCUACGAGAGGGAAAAAGCGGCGAUUGACAAAGCGGACCCCACAUCGUUCGGCGACACCUUGUACGGCAUCACGGUCGGCUCGGAGGGCAUGUAUCGAGGCACCUACAGCGCGCAGGAACUCAUAGGCUGGAUCAAGCAGAUGAAGCAGACCUACCCAGACACUCCGAUCGGGACGGCCGAUAGCUGGAACGGCUGGGCGAACGGUACUAUGGAUUCGAUCAUUACAAGCGGCAUCGAACUAAUUCUCGCCAACGGCUUCUCAUAUUGGCAGUAUCAAGAACUCUCCAACGCGACAACGACGUAUUUCGACGACAUGGCUCAAGCCCUGGCACAUGUGCAGGAAGUCACCGGCAGUCUGGACAAGAUCCACUUCAUGAACGGCGAAACUGGCUGGCCAGGCACCGGAGGCACCGACGCCGGCGCUGCAAAGGCCGGCGACGACAACAUGAAGACGUACUGGAAAUCCGCCGUGUGCGGCCUGCUCGACUGGGGCGUCGACCUGUUCUGGUUCGAGGCCUUUGACGAACCCAACAAGGCCGACGCCAUUGGCGACAACGGCCAGAAAGCCAGCGAGCAGUACUGGGGCUCCUUCACUUCCAGUCGGAAGCCGAAGUUCGACAUGUCGUGCUAG
Messenger RNA from Capronia coronata CBS 617.96, 930 nucleotides. RefSeq lists its product as uncharacterized. The transcript has 4 exons. Gene Ontology annotation, molecular function: glucan endo-1,3-beta-D-glucosidase activity; 1,3-beta-glucanosyltransferase activity. Lineage: Eukaryota; Fungi; Ascomycota; Eurotiomycetes; Chaetothyriales; Herpotrichiellaceae. Gene Ontology annotation, biological process: cell wall organization; carbohydrate metabolic process. Gene Ontology annotation, cellular component: fungal-type cell wall; extracellular region; cell surface. Bases 1 to 930 code for a protein of 309 amino acids. The record is from RefSeq and is a predicted model, not a curated record.